Molecule: messenger RNA, 4468 nt
Organism: Xenopus laevis (African clawed frog)
Lineage: Eukaryota; Metazoa; Chordata; Amphibia; Anura; Pipidae
Gene: cdh2.S
Product: cadherin 2 S homeolog
Exons: 16
Coding region: 458-3301 (947 amino acids)
Biological process (GO): homophilic cell-cell adhesion; cell-cell adhesion mediated by cadherin; cell-cell junction assembly
Cellular component (GO): axon; lamellipodium; plasma membrane
Molecular function (GO): beta-catenin binding; cadherin binding; calcium ion binding
Source: RefSeq, a predicted model, not a curated record
GGAGAGUGGGCGGGGCGCUGCAAGUGAGAGGGAUUCAUCCAGCCAGCGCCUUGUAUUGUUAUCAGUGUGUGAGGCACCCGAGGAGGGAGGAGGAGUGAGCGGGGGAGACGGUGGGAAGCAGUCAGUGUGAUGUUAGUGGGAAAGUGUUGUGAGACGGAGCUGGACCAGCGGCUGAAUGCGACUGAGGACUCUCCAUUCAAUCUCUUCGGCUUUACCUGCAGCAUCUGCCGCAGCCACACUGGAUUGUCUUCUUCUACUCGGGCUGUUCUGCCAUUGAGCCGCUGCCUCCCGCUAUCCCUCAUCCUUGGAAUAUAAGUUGGGAAACAAAAGGAAGAGGAAAUCGUAUCGGUGCCAACCUUGAUAGCCAUCAGCGGCAUCGAGCGACUCCUCCCGAGGGCUGGGAGCACAGGAUUCCUCUGGAAAUCAGCCCUGCCUUGUGUUUGCUCCGUACGUGCCCAUGCCCCGCUCCCCGGCACCUGCCACUGCUGCUGCUGAGUGUGUAAGGCACGACUGUAUGUGCUGCUGCUGCUCGUCAUUGUUCAUCUCCAGUCCAAGCCUCCGCCGACCCCACAGCAUCACCAUGUGCCGGAAACAGCCCUUCCUGCUACCGACUCUACUCGGCAUCCUAGCGGCCCUGAUGCUGCAGCAGGGACCAGUUGAAGCAUUCGGGGGAUCCAGAUUAUGCAAGACAGGAUUUCUUGAGGAUGUUUAUCACGCCAGUGUCUACAGAAGUGUACAUGAAGGGCAGCCGCUUCUAAAUGUGAUGUUUACUGACUGUGGUACUGAUAGACGGAUACAGUAUGAAACCAGUAACCCAACAGAUUUUCGGAUUGAUGGUGAUGGAAUUGUGUUUGCCUCAAGAACUUUUGACAUUUCUCCAGAGCAGGCAGAAUUUUUAGUGUAUGCACAAGAUGAAGAUACCAGAGAACUGUGGCAUGUGACUGUGAAAAUCACUUUAAGGCCACCGCAUGAACAUCAUUUGCACCAGGGCUUUCACAAAGUCAGAGAAAUUAAGUUUUCAACACAGCGUAAGCACAAUGGAUUGCAGAGGCAGAAGAGGGAUUGGGUUAUUCCACCAAUUAAUGUACCAGAAAACGCAAGGGGAACAUUUCCUCAGGAAUUAGUACGAAUUAGGUCGGACCGCGAUAAAAACCUUUCCCUGCGGUACAGUGUUACUGGUCCUGGAGCUGAUCAACCUCCAAUCGGUGUCUUCAUUAUUAAUCCAAUCGGAGGGCAGCUGUCUGUGACAAAACCUUUGGAUCGGGAGCAGAUUGCUAAUUUUCAUCUGAGGGCACAUGCAGUAGAUGUAAAUGGAAAUCAGGUGGAAAAUCCAAUAGACAUUGUGAUCAAUGUAAUAGAUAUGAAUGACAACCGGCCCGAAUUUCUACACCAGAUAUGGAACGGCUCAAUUCCUGAAGGAUCGAAGCCAGGAACGUAUGUGAUGACUGUCACAGCUAUUGAUGGUGAUGAUCCCAAACAACCAAAUGGCAUGUUGAGAUAUAAAAUCCUAUCCCAGACCCCAGCCAUCUCUUCCCCCAAUAUGUUUACAAUUAACAAUGAAACCGGUGAUAUUAUCACCCUGGCAGCAGGACUAGACAGAGAGAAAGUGCAGCGAUACACAUUAAUAAUUCAAGCCACAGACAUGGAAGGAAACCCAACAUAUGGUCUCUCAAACACAGCAACUGCUGUCAUUGCAGUGACAGAUGUCAAUGACAAUCCUCCUGAGUUCACAGCAAUGACUUUUUAUGGAGAAGUGCCUGAAAACAGAGUGGAUGUAGUAGUAGCCAACUUAACUGUAACAGAUAAGGACCAACCUCACACCCCUGCAUGGAAUGCGGUUUAUAGAAUCGUUGGGGGCGAUGGCACAGGCAGAUUCGCCAUUAAGACCGACGCAAACAGCAACGAUGGUUUAGUGACUGUUGUAAAACCAAUAGACUAUGAAACCAAAAGCACAUAUAUCCUAACAGUGGUUGCUGAAAAUCAAGUGGAUUUGAUAAGGGGCAUCCAGUUCAAACCAGAGUCAACAGCAACUGUCUCCGUUACAGUUAUAGACGUAAAUGAGAAUCCUUAUUUUACUCCAAAUCCCAAACUUAUACGGCAGGAAGAAGGUCUCUUUGCUUCAAAAAUGUUGACAACCUUUUCUGCUCAGGAUCCAGAUCGCUAUAUGCAACAAACUAUAAGGUACUCAAAACUCUCAGAUCCAGCAAACUGGCUUAAGAUUGACCCUGUAAAUGGAUUAAUCACCACUACGGCAGUUCUGGAUAGAGAAUCCAUGUAUGUAAAAAACAACAUGUACAACGCAACAUUCUUGGCAACAGACAGCGGUAUUCCUCCAAUGAGUGGCACUGGGACAUUGCAGAUUUACCUAUUGGACAUUAACGACAAUGCUCCUUAUGUGUACCCACAAGAAGUAGAGAUCUGUGAAAGGCCUGAUCCCAAUGCAAUCAAUAUCACAGCCUUAGAUGCAGAUAUUAAUCCAAAUUCAGGGCCCUUUAUCUUUGAACUUCCAUACAGUCCGAUGGAUAUUAAAAAAAACUGGACAGUGACACGACUGAGCGGUGACCAUGCACAACUCAGUUUAAAGAUUGGAUCCCUUGAUUAUGGCAUCUAUAAUAUUCCAAUUCACAUCACAGAUUCGGGAAAUCCUGCCAUGUCAAACACUUCGUACCUGCGUGUGAAGGUCUGCUCUUGUGAGCAUGGAUACUGCAGCACUACAGCUCCCAUUAUUGGAACUGGCUUGGGCACGGGAGCUAUUAUUGCAAUUCUUCUUUGCAUUAUCAUUUUACUCACUUUAGUGUUGAUGUUUGUUGUAUGGAUGAAGCGCCGGGACAAGGAGCGGCAAGCAAAGCAGCUACUUAUUGAUCCAGAAGAUGAUGUCAGAGAUAACAUUCUGAAGUAUGAUGAAGAAGGUGGUGGAGAAGAAGAUCAGGACUACGAUUUAAGCCAGUUGCAGCAGCCUGACACCAUGGAACCAGACACCAUUAAACCUGUUGGAAUACGCCGUAUGGACGAAAGACCAAUCCAUGCUGAAUCUCAGUAUCCUAUCCGCUCAGCUGCUCCCCAUCCUGGUGAUAUAGGAGACUUCAUAAAUGAGGGGUUGAAAGCAGCGGACAAUGACCCAACAGCUCCACCUUAUGAUUCCUUGUUAGUGUUUGAUUAUGAAGGCAGCGGCUCCACUGCGGGGUCGCUAAGUUCACUGAACUCGUCCAGUAGUGGCGGAGAGCAAGACUACGACUACUUAAACGACUGGGGCCCUCGAUUCAAGAAACUUGCCGAUAUGUAUGGUGGAAGCGACGACUGAACUUUUGUUUUUGGGACAAGAACAAACAUUCGAGCUGAUAUUCCCAAAAAGCUUAAGGAAGCUUGGCUUUAACUUUGUAGUCUACUAGCACAAGUGCUUGUUUGAAGGCUUUGGCAUAGGCUGCAAACCAAUUUGGGCUCAGUGGGAAUAUCAGUAAUCCAAUACUGUUUGGAGAAAAAAAAUGAUUGAGCUCAGAUACACUUGAAUUUUACAGUACAGAAGCACUGGGAUUUUAUGUGCCUUUUUGUACCUUUUUCAGAUCGGAUUUAGUUUUAUGUUCAACGCUUUAAUGGUACUGAUUUCUGAAAGGGUGAAAAGACAAGGUACGUUGCGGGUGGGGUGACAUAAGUAAAUCAAGAUAUCCUUCAUCAUGCCUUUUCUUUACACUGCAUUGCUUUUUGUUAAUAUCUGAAACAGAGAACAAAGUUCAUUAGAGUAACUAUUACAUUAGUUACAAUGAAACCAGUAGGGUGACAUGUUCAGUGCAUUAUUACUAGUUUUAGAUGUUAGGGUUUUAUUUUUUCAUUCAAACGCUCCGAUUUUUGAAGUUGAUUGCAGAUAAAGCGAGUUGUCAUAUCACUGGUUUAAUCACAAUAUUUUUUUUGUUUUUCUUUUCUGCACAAGCUAGGGAAAUGAUAGGCACAUUUUGGUCUUACUGUACACUUUUUUCAUUUGGGUACUUUUUUCACUUCAUUGUAAAAAUGAUAUGUGUACAUAAUGUUUUAUCAGCAUAGUCUAUAAAGAAGUUGAACGGCUUCAAACACGUGUAUGUAUUAUUUGGACUAUGGAUUCAGGUUUUGCAUGUUUAUAUCUUUUUCUUUAUUGAUAAAGUAUUUACAAAACAGGUUGAAACACAAUUACGUUCAAUCAAACUGUAGAUUCAGUACACAAUUUUUUUUUAUUGGUUUUGGGGGGGGCGGGUAAUAAAAUGUUCUUAGCACAAAUGUUUUACAUAAUUUGUACCAAAUAAAAUACAGAUAGGGGUAGCCUGACACUGGUGGCACUACUAAUACGAGGGGUGGGAAGUAUUUAGCCUCUUGGCUAAAGGACAUCUCACUAGUUGCAACCAAGUAAGAUAUGAUAACAGCUUUGCCUCUGUAUUGUGUACCAGACUAUACAUUAUGCACCUCUGACCCCAACAUUCUGAAUAAAAAUGCUAAUUUUUGA